Molecule: messenger RNA, 1972 nt
Organism: Dipodomys ordii (Ord's kangaroo rat)
Lineage: Eukaryota; Metazoa; Chordata; Mammalia; Rodentia; Heteromyidae
Gene: Arid3b
Product: AT rich interactive domain 3B (BRIGHT-like)
Exons: 9
Coding region: 187-1848 (553 amino acids)
Biological process (GO): regulation of transcription by RNA polymerase II
Cellular component (GO): nucleus
Molecular function (GO): DNA binding
Source: RefSeq, a predicted model, not a curated record
GCUGCUGAGGAGUCGGCGACGUCGCUGAGGCGCCGGGGCCUGAGUGGCCGCCUCCUCCCCGCUAGCUGACCGGGCCCGGGGCGCCCCGCGCAGUUCACUGAUUGCUUCAAUUAAGACCCAGUGUGCCUGCUAAGCUGUGCCCAGGUUCAGAGCCAUGCCAGUCUGUGGGUGAAGCUUAAGGUAGUAAUGGAGCCACUGCAUCAGCAGCAGAAGCCACAGAAGCUGCCACACUCGGCUCCUUUGCAGAUGGAUGCCAGAGAGAAGCAGGGAACACAGAUGAGAGAGGCCCCAUUCCUGUAUGCCCAAAAGCUAGCCACACAGCCACCUGUCCUUUCUGCCAUGCCUGGAAGACCUCCUGGCAGUCCUGCCCUGGGUCCUUUAGCCAGAGUUCCACCAGUCACACCAGUGGCCCGAGGUUUUGAACAGAGCAGUGUGAACUCAGAGCCUGAGGAAGAAGAAGGUGGUUUGGAGGAUGAGGAUGGGGAUGAUGAUGUGGCAGAGACGGCUGAAAAAGAGGCCCAGGCUGCUGCCAAGUAUUUCCACGUGCAGAAAGCAACUCGCCAAGAUCCCCGAGCACCCCCUGUGCUCAGUCUGCUUCCAGCUCCAGGGCUCCCAACACCGGUACCCCAAGCUAAAGAAGACCCUACCAAAGAUGCGUCCACAGCACCACCUUCCGUCUCCACAGGUGGGCAGCCACGCUGGAGCCUGGAUGAGCAGCUUAAGCAGAAUGGUGGUUUGGCCUGGAGUGAUGAUGCUGACGGAGGCCGGGGAAGAGAGAUCUCACGAGAUUUUGCCAAGCUAUAUGAACUGGACAGUGAUCCUGAAAGGAAAGAGUUCCUGGAUGACCUCUUCAUCUUCAUGCAGAAGAGGGGGACCCCCAUCAACCGGAUCCCCAUCAUGGCCAAGCAGAUCCUGGACUUGUACACACUCUAUAAGCUGGUAACAGAGAAGGGGGGCCUGGUGGAGGUCAUCAACAAGAAGAUCUGGAGGGAGAUCACCAAGGGCCUGAGCCUGCCCACCUCCAUCACCAGUGCCGCCUUUACCCUCAGGACCCAGUACAUGAAGUACCUGUAUGCCUACGAAUGUGAGAAGAAAGCCCUGAGCUCCCCAGCCGAGCUCCAGGCAGCCAUCGACGGCAACCGGCGCGAGGGCCGGCGGCCCAGCUAUAGCUCCUCCCUCUUUGGCUACUCCACCACCGCCACUGCUGCCCCCAGCACCCCUGCCCUUCUCUCACCACCCAAGAUCCGUUUCCCCCUCCUGGGGCUUGGCUCCAGCAGUGGCACCAGUGCCAGUAGCCCUCGGAUGUCCCCAGCCACCACUCUCAGGAAAGGCGACGGAGUCCCAGUGACCACAGUACCCGUGCCAAAUCGCCUGGCUGUGCCUGUGAGCAUGGCAGGACAGCAGGCUGGCACCCGCACUGCCACGCUGGAGCAGCUGCGGGAGCGGCUCGAGUCGGGGGAGCCCGCUGAGAAGAAGGCAUCUAGGCUGUCGGAAGAGGAGCAGCGGCUGGUCCAGCAGGCCUUCCAGCGCAACUUCCUAAGCAUGGCCAGGCAGCUCCCCAUGAAAGUCAGGAUCAACGGCAGGGAAGACAGAGCUGAGACCUCAGCUGCAGCACUCAACCUGACCACAAGCAGCAUUGGGAGCAUUAACAUGUCCGUGGACAUCGAUGGCACCACCUAUGCAGGUGUGCUGUUUGCCCAGAAACCUGUGGUGCACCUCAUCGCAGGCUCUGCUCCCCAGAGCCUGGGCAGCGGCGCCAGCAGCAGCAGCAGCUCCCACUGCUCUCCAAGUCCUACCUCAUCCAGGGGCACCCCCAGCGCAGAGCCCUCCACCAGCUGGUCCCUCUGACGGGCAGCACCCAGCACCAACUCCUCUUCUGCCUAGAGUGGAGGAAGCUGAUGCACAGAAUUUACCUCAUCUCAUGGAGCCACGUGAGAGUCUGGAUUUCCCCAGGCUCCAUUCAGGUCCUGCU